Lottia gigantea (owl limpet) is the source of this 2261-nucleotide messenger RNA. RefSeq lists its product as hypothetical. NCBI's taxonomy places the organism in Eukaryota, Metazoa, Mollusca, Gastropoda, Lottiidae. The coding region runs from base 1 to 1377 and encodes 458 amino acids. The transcript has 11 exons. The record is from RefSeq and is a predicted model, not a curated record.
AUGGAUUUUCAUGCUUUAAGAUCUGUUAGAAUGAGAUUUAUUGAUGCUUAUAAUCAGGAAUUAGAAGAACAGAGAAAUCUGAACAGACAAUCAACUAAAGAUAAAAUGGUGGCCGUUGCUAGGGCUAAAGAAAUGAUGAGAGAACAAACAUCAGGAGAAUUAACUCGUUUUAAAGAUAAAAUUAAAGAGGAAAAAAAGAAUGAAAUAGUGAAAUUGAAAGAAGAAGUGAAAUCUCUAGAAAUGGAGGUAGAAAAGUUACGUGAAGAGAAACAAGACCUGUGUCGUGUAGAACGUGAAUUUAGUCAUAAUCUAGACCGUACUGAACGUACAGUUAUUAAUGAGAUUAAUGAAGAAUGUAGGCGAAGUGCCAGUGUUUUGGGUAUUUCACCUAGAAAAGUUCAUUUAGCAAGUUUUAAGAAGGAAUCGACUCCAGUUAAUGAAACCAAAUCAUCUAAAUAUAGAACACCUAUUACCUCAUCACUGGCUAAUCUAAGAGCUUGUAAUGAAGAAUUAAGAACACAUCUUUAUGAAAUUAAACAAGAAGUGGAGUCUUUAAGAUCUUUACUAAAUAAAGCACAGAAAGAAAAGGAAGAAUCUAUGGAAAUAUUACGUAGAAAGUUAGAAAAAGAGAAAAAUGAUGAAUUAGACCAUUUAAAGGAAAGAUUAGUCAGGGAACAUAUAAGUCAGAUGAAUCGUUUAGCCAAUCAGUAUAUUAGUGAGCCUAUAUCAUCACCUGAUCCUGUACAAUCACUGAUAACAUCACAACCUAACAUCACUUCAACACCAAAAUCAGAUUUUUAUAUUCAGAGAUUUCAACAAGAAAUGCAAAAAGAGUUUAUAAAAUACUCUACUGAACGAGCUGUGUCGCCAGAAUUAAAGCAUAUCAAUGAUUUACAACAACAAGAGAUUGCCAGAUUAGAGAGAGAAAUACAGAAAUUAUCACUGGAUAGAAGUGGUAACAGAAAACCACCUAGACCUAGAGGGAAGAAAGAUAUAGCGAAUGAUAAAUUAGGAGAGAAGUUUCCCUAUAAACUACACCAUUUUGAUACAGAAUCAUCCAAACUACAGUCUAAUCUUUAUACUGGUUCUGUACCUGAUUUAUCUAAUCCUAGUUUAUAUAGACAGGUACCAUUAAAAGCUAGAUUAAGCGCUGAAAGAGAUGAUAUGGAAUCGGCACAUUUUACAGAUCCUGAUCCUGAAUUGUCUCAAAUAUUUCUUCCUCAAAAUCGGAAACUUUCUGAGAUGAAUAAAUUACAGACAACUUUGACCAAUCAAAAUAAGGAACUACUGGAUUUAGAAAGAGCUUAUAAUCAACUGAAUAGAAGUUAUAACCAACGUAGUGCAUCACCAUCUGUUCAUUUUAGAUCUUCUAGAUAAAAUGUUGUACAUCAUCUUUAUUUUACUAGUGCAUAAUUAAGCUCCAUUUUUUUUAUCUGGUGCUGUUGAAGAUGUUACUGCCAUUUUUAAAUUAAGUUUACAUGUGGCAAAAUUUUAAUCUUUUAGAAAUACAAAACCCUAGUAGUUCAUCAUAUGCUCGUUGUCAAGCAUACAGUGAAUACCAUUUUGAAUUUCAUUCAAGAGAUGGAAUAUAGUUCAAAUUGUCUCCCUUUCAAAAAGUUUUUCGUUAUGUUCUAAUACUAUUUUGGAAAGGGAGAUUACUCUUACAGAUUACAUAUUUUGACCCAUGAAUAAAGUAAAUGGUUGUCUUUGCUUUUUUCAUGUCAUGCCUCUUAUUAGAGUUGUGAAUAGUGCUAUCACUGUGCUACUCAUGAGAUAUAAAGUUGAUAUACUCUGUUUCUUUUUUUUUGUGAUAAAUAUACUGCAUGAAAAAUUUGAAAAAAGUGGACGUUUCGAAAGGUUUGCCAAGAUGACAAACCAAUUUACAGAAUGGCAUCUGCUGCUCUGAGGUCCACUAGUAACCUUAAGUUCAGUAAAGUUGUGGUAUGAUUACAUGUACCUUUAUCAGUUCUCCAUCCAAUAAAAUAUUAAUUAUAUUAUAUAAUUGUAUGUUAAAACUUCAUAAUGCUAGACAUUUAUACAGAGAUAUUUCAUAUUGAAGAUAUUCUUCUCUCCUGAUAUCAAAUUUCUAGCCUUAUUAUGUGAGGAUAUAUUUUUUGCAAUAUUAUUAUCUGUAAACAUUCCAUAAAUUCUGUGAUAAGUAAUUGAUAUUUAUAUAAUCUAAAUAUUAACAUUAUAUUAUAUAUUAUAUUUAUCAUUAUAAUUGUUGUUUUAUAUAACUGUAUUAAACAUAUAUUAAUAUU